AUGGCCAAGCGACCCGCCGACGCCGACGCAGCCCAGGCGGCCGACGCCAUCAAGAACGGCGAGCGGCCCAUGGACGUCGAUGCCACCGACGACGGCCUCGACUUCGAGGACGAGUUCGAGGACGAGUUCGAGAGCGAAGACGAGAUCCUCGAGGCCGGUGUCGACGGCCGUCCAGACGACGAGCGCGAGGCCGAGGAGCGCCAGCACGCCAUGGACGUCGACCAGGACACCUUCAUCCCCGGCCGCCACAAGCUCUCCGCCGGCGAGACGCUCGCCCCCGACCUGUCCACGUACGAGAUGCUGCACACCCUCGACGCCCCCUGGCCGUGUCUGUCGUGCGACAUCCUCCCCGACAGCCUCGGCGCAGACCGCAAGACGUACCCCGCCACCAUCUACGCCGUUGCCGGCACUCAGGCCGCCCAGGGGAGAGACAAGGAGAACCAGAUCAUGGUCAUGAAGAUGAGCAGCCUGUCGCGCAUGGAAAAGGACGACGCCGACGCCGACGACGACGACGAUGACGACGACGACGACGACGCUUCAGACCCCAUCCUCGAGACCAAGUCGAUACCGCUGAACAGCUGCACCAACCGCAUACGCGCCCACCAGUCGCCCCAGGCCACCUCGGCCCGACCCCCCACCACCCUCACGGCCGCCAUGAUGGAGUCGGGCCAGGUCCUCAUCCACGACGUCACUCCGCACCUCACCUCCUUCGACACCCCCGGCACCACAAUCACCCCGACACAGAACAAGCCCGUCUGCACCAUCCGCGCCCACAAGGCCAACGAGGGCUACGCGCUCGACUGGUCGCCCCUCGUCCCCGAAGGCAAGCUGCUCACCGGCGACGUCGCAGGCAACAUCUUCACAACCACUCGCACCCAGGGCGGCGGCUUCGUCACCGACACAACCCCCUUCACCGGCCACAAGGGCACCGUCGAGGAGCUGCAGUGGUCGCCCACCGAGAAGCACGUCUUUGCCUCGGCCUCCAACGACGGCUGCGUCAAGAUCUGGGACGCCCGCUCCAAGUCGCGAAAGGCCGCCGUCAGCGUCCAGGUCUCCAACACCGACGUCAACGUCCUCUCCUGGUCGCACCAGACCGCCCACCUGCUGGCUACGGGCGCCGACGACGGGGAAUGGGCCGUCUGGGACCUGCGCCAGUGGAAGCCCACCACCUCCAUGGACGCGUCUUCCAAACACGCGCCCGUCGCAAACUUCACCUUCCACAAGGAGCAGAUCACAUCCGUCGAGUGGCAUCCCACAGACGACAGCAUCGUCGCUGUCUGCGCCGGCGACAACACCCUGACACUCUGGGACUUGGCCGUAGAGCUCGACGACGAGGAGAGCAGAGACACGGCCGGCGUGCAGGACGUGCCGCCCCAGCUGCUGUUUGUGCACUACAUGGAUCAGAUCAAGGAGGCCCACUGGCACCCGCAGAUUCCGGGGACCAUCAUGGCGACCGGCGGGUCAGGAUUCGGUGUUUUCAAAACCAUCAGCGUGUAA
Messenger RNA from Ascochyta rabiei, 1497 nucleotides. RefSeq names its product Ribosome assembly protein rrb1. Lineage: Eukaryota; Fungi; Ascomycota; Dothideomycetes; Pleosporales; Didymellaceae. Gene Ontology annotation, molecular function: protein binding. The coding region runs from base 1 to 1497 and encodes 498 amino acids. The transcript has 3 exons. The record is from RefSeq and is a predicted model, not a curated record.